Molecule: messenger RNA, 4402 nt
Organism: Andrographis paniculata
Lineage: Eukaryota; Viridiplantae; Streptophyta; Magnoliopsida; Lamiales; Acanthaceae
Product: F-box/kelch-repeat protein At3g06240-like
Exons: 6
Coding region: 456-1535 (359 amino acids)
Molecular function (GO): protein binding
Source: RefSeq, a predicted model, not a curated record
UCGGCCUUUUGGCUAAGAUCAAGUGUAGUAUCUGUUCUUAUCAGUUUAAUAUCUGAUACGUGGGCCAAUGGCCCACAUGAUAUUAAAUUAAUUUUUUUUGAGGGAAAGCCCAUUAAGUCAGCUUGCUGGCUGGGUUUUCACGUGUCGCUCAUGCGUUGCACUAUUGCACGAGCCUGGCACACCCCACCAUUUCGUAGUAAAGUUGUUUUCUUAUUACGUAAAAGCGUUAGCGAUUUCUAUUAUUGUCAUUUAUGUAUGGCAAAAUAUUAAGUAAAGUUGCUACGUAAUUUCCAAAAUCGUGUUUGCGUUUUCUAUUAUUGAUAUUUAUUGUUAGAUUGUUACUUAAUUCAUAAAAGCGUGUUGCGCCGUAUUAUGUGUAAAAUUGUACAUCUGAGUUCUUUCAUUUUUAUACAUUCCUUCUCUCAAACAACUUCUGUUGCUUCUGGUUCAAAACGAUGCUGUCCGAGCUCCCCCGAGAUAUCAUGAUCGAUAUCUUCUCGAGACUUCCGGCAAAGUCCGUAGGCAAGUGUAGGUGCGUAGCUAAGCCAUGGCAGAGUCUGCUCUCCACCCCUCAAUUCAUCAGAACCCACCUCAGUCGAAAACCCCAUCAAGAAACCCAGCUUCUAAUAGCCGGCACUCAUUCUAUGUUCUCAUCUUCCGAAAUUGGCCGUAGCAGUGCGUCGAAGAAAAUCGAAUUGGGCGACACAUGGACAGAAUUCGUGGGUUCUUGUGAUGGACUUGUUUUGCUAGUCAACGAAGUAGACGAGGUAUUUCUGGUGAACCCUACAACUUUAGAGCAGGUAUACAUGGCAGAUUCUCCCCUGGCUUUGAAAUGGAACGAGAGCUUUAGAAUGCACGGGUUUGGAUAUGAUAGUUGUAGUGAUGAUUAUAAGAUCGUUACACUCUCUUACUACAACACAGACAAUGAAUAUGAGCCUGAUUGUGCCGAUACAUUUGUGGACGUGUAUUCUGUUAAAAGAAAUCUUUGGAAAAGGGUUGAUGUUUCUCCUUAUGAUCAUGCCGUUCCGGAGCUUUCUCCGGGAGCUUUUGUUAAUGGCGCCAUCCAUUGGUUAGCCAGCAGUAGGGAAGCAGGUUAUCGCUCUGUUAUUGCUGCUUUUGAUUUGGCUCACGAGGUGUUCGACGAAAUUCCUCCUCCAAAUGGUAUGGAUGUGGAGAAGUUUGUGUUUUUUACCCUUGCUGUUUUCGAUGGGUGCCUCUGUAUGGUCGAUAUUCACAGCUGUAAUCUAGCGGAUGUUUGGAUUAUGAAGGUGUAUGGCUCGGCUGAUUCUUGGAUGAAAAUUAACAUUGCUGCUGAUUACGAAUGGAAUGUGAUCAAACCUCUGUGUUUCGUUGGCGGCGUUAAUGGUGGUGAUAUGGUGUUGAUUACUGAAGGGGAAACUUUGGUUGUGUAUAAUCAGGCAGACGGAACAUUGAGGGAUGUAGUUGUCGAUGGAGUUCCCUUCGCUUUAGAUGGAGGCACCUUUGUUGAGACCCUUGUUUCGCCUUCUUUUCAUUUAGGGGAUAUGAGUGGAUGAACAAACUUGGGUAAAUCUCUUUGGAGUGGAGUUUGUAUGCAUCUUUCGAUCUUUCUUACUAGUUAAUUGCACGUUCUUGGGUGUUUAUCAGUGUCACAGUAUACGCCUCUACUUAGAUUAAAUUCCAUCUUUGUGUAAGCUUUACACUCUACGCGCUGCUGUAUUAGCAUUGGUUUGUUUGUUUGGAUAUUUUAUGUGCUUCUAUAUUGAGUGUUAAUCUCCUUCCUGGGGUUCUUUCAUCCAAUAAUUUGGUCUUUUGUUUCAACUCUCAAUAAUUUUAAGCCCGAAAGUAAGAGUCACUAUGAUAUUUGGCUUUGCAACGUUUGUAUAUUCUGCCAAGCUAGAUGGCCAGAUGAAUGUAUUUUCCGGUUCUUUUGAUGGGCUGGUUUUGCUAGUCGGAAGGGCCGGCAGGUUCCUGAUGAGUACCACAAUACAAGCAGGCAAAAAAUCCUCGAUUUCAUUUCCCCUGGUAUUGAAAACGGACCUAUUCUAUGGAAUGAAGGGAUAUUUAUGUUCUUCCACAGCAGCAGGUGUCUUGAUUUGCAAUCUUUGCUCGGUGGUCGUUAUUCUCACUUGCCGAUUGGAUUAUGAAGAAGGUUAGGCUAGUUCUUGUUGUUUCAAAACUUAGUGUCACUCUAAUGAUUAUGGUUGCCAUUUGUUUUGUAUCGAUCAUUUGCAUUUGAUGUUAACACAUUUCAUGAUUAUUAAUAGCAGCAGGAUAGUAUGAAUGGUCACUGAACAUUCAACCUCAUCCAUCCAUAUAUACAAAUUCUACUGCUGCCUUUGCUUCAGAUUCUGACUGUUUCCUCCUUGUUUUACACAAAAGUCUGAUUGUGCUGUUUUCUUUGAAUGAUGUUGUUCUGAUCCUUCAUGUUGUGUGUUUCUAUAGUGUUUAGUUAUAUAGAGUUGGAAAUUGCAAAGCUACUUUCUUGCUCUGUAAUACUAUACUACUAUAGACUCGUCCGUCCCACAUCGGAGGGACAGGAGAAUGGGCUAAUAGGUGAGGCUAUAAAAGAAGACGUACUAGUUCUGUUCAAAGCAUACCUUUCUCGGCCUUUUGGCUAAGAUCAAGUGUAGUAUCUGUUCUUAUCAGUUUAAUAUCUGAUACGUGGGCCAUCGGCCCACAUGAUAUUAAAUUAAUUUUUUUUGGGGGAAGGCCCAAUAAGUCAGCUUGCUGGCUGGGUUUUCACGUGUCGCUCAUGCGUUGCACUAUUGCGCGAGCCUGGCACACCCCACCAAAUUAAUAUAAAUAUUUUUGCUCACAAAUUUUAUUUUUUAAAUAUAUUAAAUUCAAAUUAUUUUUUAUAUUAUUAUUAUUAAAAACUAAAUUUACAUUUAUAAUUUGGUUUAAGUUGCGUUUGUCUUGUCUCGCGUACUUUUCAUUUCGCACCAUCACUUGGAUCUUUUUUGCUUGUUUGUUUUUUUACAUAUAUAAUGUUACAUAAUAGUGAAGUUAAUCCAUGGAUGAUUUUGAAUGAAAUUAGUGGUGCCUUUGUUCAUAUUUCUGAUAUUUUCAUUUUGGUUUACAUAUUCGAAUCAUUUCAAACUUUCUUUGACUUUUUAUAUUUAUACUUGUCUGCUACUUGGAUUAAACUCCAUCUUUGUAUAAGCUUUACUCGCUACGCACUGGUGUAUUACCAUCAAUUUGCGUAGCUGGUGUAUUACCAUUGCUUUCUUUUCAAUUUGUUUCAAUAUUUCAUAUUUCAUUCAAUAAUUGUGGUCUUUUGUAUGAACUGUUAUCGUUAUGCUAUAUCAGAAGGACAGGAAAGAAUAUAUAAAGGUAUGGAGCACUGUCACCAAAUUCAACUCAAUAGUUUUAAGCCCAAAAGUGAAAAGUCAGUGUGAUAUUGGCUUGGCAACUUUUAUAUAUUCUACCAUGUAAUUGUAAAUGGUUCUUCCAAAAGAUCUGAAAAUCUAAAACAUCUUUCUCAAGUGAUCUCCCAAGUUGAUGUCCAGAUGACUGUAUUUGCCGGCCCUCGUGAAUCGUGAUGGGCUGGUUUUUCUAGUUGGAAUAGUAGACGGUUUCCUGAUAAAUCCGACAACAUAAGAGCAGAAAAAAAUCAAUGAUUUCAUUUCCCCUGGUAUUGAAAAGGGACCUAUUCUAUGGAAUGAAGGGAUAUUUAAGUUUCACAGCAGCAGCAGCAGCUGAUGAUUAUAAUGCCGCGACUGUCUUUAUGAAAAAACAAAGACUGACCCUCUCUUGAAUGGAGCUGUCCAUCGUUUACAGGUAUCUUGAUGCAGAGGACUUGUGAUAUUACCAUCUUGCAAUCUCUGCUUGGUGGUCUUUCCUUUCACUGGCCUACUGGAUUAUGAAGUGAAUCAGGAGGAGAUCGUGGCUGUGUAAUUGGGAAAACAGAACACUGAUGGAGAUCCACUUGUGAGAGCAGCCAUGGAUGUAAGCUUCUUUAUCUAGAUGCCGCCCGCUAUCCCACAUCGGAGAGACAGGAGAAUGGGCUAAUAGUGAUGGAUGAUAUCAUUCUUGGCUGUCCGGAAAACAGAACAAUGGUGGGGAUCCGGUUAUUGAUGGAGAUCAAGCAUCCAUGGAUGUUGGGAAUUCGCCUAUACAUAGUUUCUGUACUGUAACCUCAGCUUCCCACAUCGGAAGGACAGGAGAAAUACGCUAAUAGGUGAGGCUAUAAAAGGAGACGUGCUGGUACCGUCCAAAGCAUACCUUUCUCGGCCUUUUGGCUAAGAUCAAGUGUAGUAUCUGUUCUUAUCAGUUUAAUAUCUGAUACGUGGGCCAAUGGCCCACAUGAUAUUAAAUUAAUUUUUUUCGGGGGUGGGCCUACCAAGGUAGCUUGCUGCCUGGGCCCUCAUGCGUCGUCUGUGUGUUGCACUAUUGCACGGGCCUGGCGCACCCCACCAAA